This is a messenger RNA of Doryrhamphus excisus (bluestripe pipefish), 4659 nucleotides long. The record is from RefSeq and is a predicted model, not a curated record. Lineage: Eukaryota; Metazoa; Chordata; Actinopteri; Syngnathiformes; Syngnathidae.
CAUUGUCACUCAAUCUCCUUUUGUCACCGCUGCUAUGUUUCCUCUUUGCUAGCAGACACCAUUAUGAAAUACUGUAAAGUAAUUUUCGGCUCAUGGAGAACUACAAGGAGAAGUAAAUGUUUUAAUAAGGAUACAAAAAACUGUCCAACCGAACAGCGCCAGACGUCAGAGCAAGUGUGGCAGUUGCAGUGGAUCGCCACUAGAGGGCAUCCUGGGGACACGACGGGACAAGUUGCUUCUCCAAAGUCCUCCACAACCCCUUCUCUCCCCCUCCCGCCCCUCCCGCUUCCUCCCAUCCUGCACCCUUGAGUGUGGGUAUAAAGCAUCCCUCCACGCUGCUGCUCUGAUGUACAAACAGCGGCUCAGCCUCCGAAACUCUGCAUCCAUCUCCUGAGAAGAUCUCAUCUGUCUCCCACCUCGGGACUGCCCCCUUCACCCCUACCGUCUCCACCUCCCAAACCCCCCUUCCGCCCCCUUCCGUCACCUCCCCCACUUAAUUUCUGAUCAAGUUGGGUCAGCAGGAGGCUUUUCCAUCAGGCGACGCGCUGGCUGGUCCAACAUGAUGAGCACAUGGUGCUGCGCUCUGCUGCUGUCAAUCAUCUCUUUGGUGGUCAGAGUGGACUCAAGGUCAGGAAAUGCUGACGUGAGAGAAAGUUCCAAGUCCAAAAUGAAGACCUACUGGCCUGAGAGCAGCAAGGCUCUGUCCAUCAGUCGCCUCCUGGCUCAGACGCUGGAGAGCAAAGAGAACUUCACGUCUCUGGAUGUGGAUUUCCACGAGGAGGAGUCCAAGCAAUGGAAGUGGCUUUACAACAUCUCCAGUUCCUCCGCCCGUGAGGCGCGCUCCCGGGCCAAGAGGAGGCCCAUCGUGAAGACGGGCAAGUUCAAGAAGAUGUUCGGCUGGGGGGACUUCCACUCCAACAUCAAGACAGUGAAGCUCAACCUUCUCAUCACUGGAAAGAUCGUGGAUCACGGCAACGGGACCUUCAGCGUCUACUUCCGCCACAACUCCACCGGUCAGGGCAACGUCUCUGUGGGGCUGGUUCCUCCCACCAAGGCCGUGGAGUUCCAGGUCCAGCCGCCCCCCCAGUACCACCACCAGCACCACCUCCACCACAUCCAGCAGACGGCCGUGGAGACCAAGGAGACCAAGCUGUUCAACUGCAGGGUGGAGUACGAGAAGGUGGAGAAGGGCACCAGGAACUCGCUGUGCGCCCACGACCCCUCGCAGAGCUGCGCCCAGGAGCAGACCCAGAGCCACGUGUCCUGGCUCUGUUCCAAGCCCUUCAAAGUCAUCUGCAUCUUCAUCACCUUCCACAGCACCGACUACAAGCUGGUGCAGAAGGUGUGUCCUGACUACAACUACCACAGUGACACCCCCUACAUGCCCACCGGCUGAGAGGGCAGGUGGGGGGGUCACGGAAUGCAGGCCACCAGACUGGUCCUAGUCCGGGACCAAGCAGAAGCCCAGUCUCAGGCAAAAGCAAAAGCAUAAAAGAUGAAAUAUUUAUGUAAAUAGACAGCCUAUGACAAGUUGAUUCUUCUUCGUUUUGUUGUUGUUGAUGUCAUUAGUGACUUCCUGUCUCCUUCCAUUUCAUCCAAUCAGACAAGAUUAAUCAGCGUCGGCAGCCUGACGAGGAAAACAAACAUUUAUUCAAAAACUAAGGAUGACUGAACUGUGAGUACAUGAACUUUUAUGGUGCUGUUGGUGUUAAGGUGGUGGGAAACCAGCAUGGACCACUUGGUGGUGGUGGUGGUGCGUUUAGGGUCCUUACAUGUGGCAGACUGUCACAAUUCAUCCCCAUUACUGAGGAAAUGUGUAAUGAUUGCAAGAUGGCUCCCUUUACAGACUUGAGGUGGGUGGGGCUGAACCCUAACCGGCCAAUCACAUCCAGUCCAUGAAUAAAAGAAACACAAAAGAUGAGACAUUUUAUUUCCUUGUUGUGUUUGUUCUGGUGGUAAUUUACACGCUUACAGUUUGGCAGGCCAAUAACUCCUGAAAUUGCAAGGAAAAUGGGAUCCAGCAGUGGGACGAGGAGUCGAACAUAACGAAAACAAGGUAAGACAGCAAAUAAAAGCUACGCUGGGCUAACUUUAGCUACGGAAAUCUGACUUUCAUGUUUUAUAUAUUGGAAACCAACUACCUAUGCGGGCGGCACGGCAGUCAAGUGGUUAGCGCGCAGACCUCACAGCUAGGAGACCAGGGUUCAAUUCCACCCUCGGCCAUCUCUGUGUGGAGUUUGCAUGUUCUCCCCGUGCAUGCGUGGGUUUUCUCCGGGUACUCCGGUUUCCUCCCACAUUCCAAAAACAUGCUAGGUUAAUUGGCGACUCCAAAUUGUGCAUAGGUAUGAAUGUGAGUGUGAAUGGUUGUUUGUCUAUAUCACGCCCGAAGACACCUGGGAUAGGCUCCAGCACCCCCGCGACCCUUGUGAGGAAAAGCGGUAGAAAAUGAAUGAAUGAAUGAAUGAACUACCAAUGCUCAGAUCAGUCGGCCACUGAUGACAAUGGUCUGAUUUCCGUGAAAAAGCGUGUAAUGGGCGUGGUAGGCCUUUCAACGUCGAUCACAAAAGCUGAUCACCUGUGGCUCGUAUGUAGCGAGCCCCCAUCGCCCACUUUGCUUUCCUUCACACUGCGCAGGUGUAUCAACCCUGAAACAAUCAUGUCAUUUUGAGAGUGAUGGCUUUGACUUUGUCUUUUCCAUGUUUUGCCGGCAACUAUUAUCAUUUACCGAGGCUAAACCAACUCAAAAUUUCACAUUUUCAAAGUGAAAUAGCAUGUUUGAGGCUCUUGUUCUGCAAUAUGAUAUAUUAACAAUGAAAUGUGUUUUAUUUUGGAGCAAUUACUUGUCUGAGUUCAAUUUCUUACCUUAUAAUUGACCUGAAGGCACCCACCCCCUUGGUUUCAUCCACAUUAUGUGGUGGACGUUUGAUGCCGUUUGGUGGCGCGAGUAUCACGCCUGUCGUGCUGACUCCAUGAGAAUUUGGUGAGCGCUGAGCAUUAGCACAUUUUUUUUCUUAUAAUAUUAUGACUUCCACCCUCGACCAUCUCUGUGUGGAGUUUGCAUGUUCACCCCGUGCAUGCGUGGGUUUUCUCCGGGUACUCCGGUUUCCUCCCACAUUCCAAAAACAUGCUAGGUUAAUUGGCGACUCCAAAUUGUCCAUAGGUAUGAAUGUGAGUGUGAAUGGUUGUUUGUCUAUAUGUGCCCUGUGAUUGGCUGGCCACCAGUCCAGGGUGUACCCCGCCUCUUGCCCGAAGACAGCUGGGAUAGGCUCCAGCACCGCCGCGACCCUCGUGAGGAAAAAGCGGUAGAAAAUGAAUGAAUGAAUGAAUGAAUAUUAUGACUUUAGCCCAAAAUAUUUUUACUUUAUUCUCAUCUUCUUGGAUAUAUAUUCUUUGUUUUUCUUUUUUUUAAUAUUUCAACUUUAUGCUUCUGAAAUAAUUUUUUUUCCUAUUAUCACUUAAUUCUUGUAAAAUUGCAACUGUUACAACUGAACUCUUAUUACUUUAUUACUUUAUUCUUCUAAUAGUUUUGACAUCAUUCUUGUAAAAUUACUGCUCUUUGUGUACUGUUGAGUUUUUUUUUUCAGCUUUCCUAUUUCAUUUUAUUUUUAUAAUGUGCCGAGGGCCAUGAAAAACAAAAUGGUUGUGGGGCUGCAAAUGGCCCCACAAAUGGCUGCACUAUAUGCCCAACCUUGCUCUAUAAUAUUGUAAAAUAUUAUAUGGUGGUUAGCAUGUUGGCCACACAGUCAGGAGAUCAGGAAGACAGAGGUUUGAAUCUCGGGAUGUUUGCAUGUUCUCCCCGUGGGUGCAUGAGUUUUCUCCGGGUACUCCGGUUUCCUCCCACAUUCCAGAAACAUGCUAGGUUAAUUGGUGACUCCAAAUUGUCCAUAGUUGUGAAUAUCCUCGUAAGGAUAAGCGGUACAGAAAAUGGAAGGAUGGAUGGAUGUCUUACUGCGUCCAACCUCAGCAAAAAGCCUGUAUCCAAAGUUAGGAUGUGGACCCCAUGUGUCAUCUCCCGGGGUCCAUGGUGUACCCCGCCUCUCUCCCGAAGUUGCUGUGAGAGCAUACCCUCGUGACCCUAGUCAUGAUAAGCGGCAUAGAAAAUAGAUGGAUCUUCAAAAGUCAGCCAACCUUUCAUCUACAACAGGGGUCUCAAACUCGCAGCCCGUGGGCCAAAUGCGGCCCGUGAGACGCGAGCUUGAGGCCCCCACCUUGAUACCAAAGUUUAAUGUUGAAAUGACAGCUUAAAGCUGUGUGCACACCGGACACAAUUAACAUGAUUUUGCCCCGCCCAUGCUGUUACCCUACCCUGUUACCCCUCCCUGUUUUGCUUUGGAUUAGCAAUGAAGCUAAAGGCUUAUGACGCUGGGUACAAAUAGGAAUAGCAGGAAAUGAUUUGGAAUAAAAGGGAAAAUACAUGUCAAGAUAAAGCAUCUCAUCAAACAUGUUGUUAAAGUUACGACGCUGCUCCCAGAUGGAACUGAGUACGAUGCUAACUUGCUAAUUGGGUAAAAUUAUUAAGUUUCAUUAAUGUUCAUGUUAAAGGUUAAAUAACUGUUAAUACUGUACAUUUGAAUUUGAAAAAAAAUAUUUCUCUACCAACUGUAUGUGGUUUCUUACGUUUUUCUUAUUUGCUGUUUUAUUAUUUUUUUACUUAUUUAU